AUGAAUGUGGGCCGUGUGGCCCGGCUUUCCAGGGCUUCUCGGCGAAGCGGCGGCGUUUUGCUUCUUUUCUCCUGGCUCUUAUUGGCAGGGCCAGAAAGGCUCUUUGGAUCCGCCAGGGAGAGGUUGUUUCUGCAGCCCGGCGUCCGGCAAAGGGUGAAGGACACAGCUCGACGAAGAAAUGCCUUAGCCGGGCUACUGUCUGGAACUGUGGUGGCCACUGAAGGUCCUGCGCAUGGAGCUGUGAGCGGACCACCUGUGGAUAUGUACUUUGGGCAGGGCUCCUUCUGGCAAGUGCAGAGUGAUUGCACUUCAUUAGAGUCCCAGCUCUUGGGCCGCGCUGGUACUGCGAUCACAUCGAUUAGUGGCUAUGCCGGGGGGCAGCCGGUCAACAAUCAGCUGGUAUGUUAUCAUAAUCUGGAGUAUCCGCGACGAGACUAUGCCAUCCUGGGGCAUGCGGAGGCAGUUCAGGUUGCAGGCGUACCGCCCGACAAAGUCGUCGACUUUGCGAGGUCCUUCCUGGAUUCGGUGCCAGUGCCCGUGAAUGAGAGUGACAGCGACCGCAAGGGCGAGGAAGGAGAGAGCGAGGACGGAGUACGUCGAGGCCCGGAGUAUCGGGCGAUGCUGGGUCUGCCCGGAGGUUCGGAGUCGCCCUACUUCAAGGACAUCUUGGAGGCUAGCGGGGGUCGCCUCAAGCUGGCGGUGGGAAAGGGCGGUGAUCCAAGCACUGCUGGCACUGAUGUCGUCUGGAGCCGCUGCUGCAUGAGCAGUCUCGACGUCGGACAAACAUUUUCACAGAGCUUUGCGAGGACAGAGAGGGAGAGUCCAAGGAUCUACGACUCCUCCAAGUUCCCAUUCUACCAGGCCGAGCUUUACCACCAGUUUCACGAGCCGGACACCUCCAAGAAGUCCGCUCUCAAGGGAGAGAAGUACAAGGCCCUGAGAGAAGCACUCCUCCGGCGGGGGCGGCUGCAGCCCGUGAGCUGCCCGGAGAGUGAGAUCGAAGCCUCCUCAGGCGCCGUUGACGAGGUGGAGGAUUCCCUCAACUUCGGGGGCUCUGGGGAUGACCCCUUCGAACCCGUCCUAGGCUUUCUUGGCAAGCCGAAUGCUCCCACUCCGCCGAGCAUGAAGCGAGUCCAAAAGGACUUUGUCAAAUAG
Messenger RNA from Symbiodinium necroappetens, 1155 nucleotides. The record is from the annotation of a GenBank genome assembly. NCBI's taxonomy places the organism in Eukaryota, Dinophyceae, Suessiales, Symbiodiniaceae.